CCCCGCCCCGCGCUCCCCCGGCCGGACAUGGCUCUGCGGCCGCUUCUCCUCAUCGCUGCCGCGCUGGCGGCGGCCACCGCGCCCGCCGCCUCCUUCUACCUGCCGGGCCUGGCGCCCGUCAACUUCUGCGAGGCCGGCAAGGAGAAGCCUGAGUGCAAGUCUGGAAUCGAGCUGUUUGUGAACAGGCUUGACUCAGUGGAGUCUGUGCUCCCCUACGAAUACACUGCGUUUGACUUUUGUCAAGCAGAAGGAAAGAAGCGUCCAUCUGAAAACCUUGGCCAAGUCUUGUUUGGGGAGAGGAUAGAGCCAUCUCCUUACAGGUUCACAUUCAACAAGAAGGAGACCUGUAAAACUGUUUGUACAAAAACAUAUGAUACCACAAAGCCAGAAGACAAACAGAAAUUAGACUUUUUGAAAAAAAGUAUGCUACUGAAUUAUCAACAUCACUGGAUUGUGGACAACAUGCCUGUGACAUGGUGUUACGAUGUGGAAGAUGGCCAGAGGUUCUGUAAUCCUGGUUUUCCUAUUGGCUGUUACAUUACAGAAGAUGGCCGUCCAAAAGAUGCCUGUGUUAUUAAUUCAGAAUUUCAUGAAAAGGAUACCUUUUAUAUUUUCAACCAUGUUGACAUAAAAAUUUAUUACCAUGUUGUGGAGAAUGAAGCUCUGGGAGCAAGACUGGUUGCUGCUAAACUUGAACCAAAAAGUUACAAGCAUACUCACCCAGACAACCCCGACUGCUCAGGAGUGCCCAUGGAUAUAAGUAAUAAGGCCAGUGGAGAAGUCAAAAUUGCUUACACAUACUCAGUUACUUUUCAUGAAGAAAAAAAUAUCAGGUGGGCAUCAAGAUGGGAUUAUAUUUUGGAAUCCAUGCCUCACACUCACAUCCAGUGGUUUAGUAUUAUGAAUUCCCUGGUGAUUGUCCUCUUUCUGUCUGGAAUGGUAGCUAUGAUUAUGUUGAGGACACUCCAUAAAGAUAUUGCAAGAUACAAUCAAAUGGAUUCCACUGAAGACGCUCAAGAAGAAUUUGGCUGGAAACUGGUUCAUGGUGAUAUUUUCAGGCCCCCGAGAAAAGGAAUGCUGUUGUCAGUUUUUCUAGGCUCUGGCACACAAAUCUUAAUAAUGACUUUUGUUACCCUGUUUUUUGCUUGCCUGGGAUUUUUGUCACCUGCUAACAGGGGAGCUCUGAUGACCUGUGCUGUAGUUCUGUGGGUGCUGCUUGGAACUCCAGCCGGUUAUGUUGCUGCCAGAUUCUACAAAUCAUUUGGAGGUGAGAAAUGGAAAACAAAUGUCCUGCUGACAUCAUUCCUUUGUCCUGGAAUUGUAUUUGCGGAUUUUUUUAUCAUGAACCUCAUUCUCUGGGGAGAAGGCUCUUCAGCAGCUAUUCCGUUCGGUACCUUGGUUGCUAUUUUGGCACUCUGGUUUUGCAUAUCUGUACCACUGACAUUUAUUGGUGCCUAUUUUGGGUUUAAGAAAAACGCUAUUGAACACCCUGUUCGCACAAAUCAAAUUCCACGUCAGAUUCCUGAGCAAUCGUUCUAUACAAAGCCAUUACCUGGUAUUAUCAUGGGAGGGAUUCUUCCUUUUGGAUGUAUCUUUAUACAGUUGUUCUUCAUUCUCAAUAGUAUUUGGUCCCACCAGAUGUAUUACAUGUUUGGCUUCCUGUUUCUGGUAUUCAUUAUUUUGGUUAUUACAUGUUCUGAGGCUACAAUAUUGCUCUGCUACUUCCAUCUAUGUGCAGAGGACUAUCACUGGCAGUGGCGUUCAUUUCUCACUAGCGGCUUCACUGCAGUUUAUUUCCUAAUAUAUGCAAUACAUUAUUUCUUUUCUAAACUGCAAAUCACAGGAACAGCUAGCACCAUUUUAUACUUUGGUUAUACCAUGAUUAUGGUUUUGAUCUUUUUCCUUUUCACAGGGACAAUUGGAUUCUUUGCAUGCUUUUGGUUUGUAACCAAAAUAUACAGCGUGGUGAAAGUCGACUGAAGAAACCGAUGUAAAGAGUUAACACAGAAGAGGCUUAAUCUUCAUUAACCUAACUUAAAAACCUGGUCUCGUUGAUGAACUUGAGCUUUAUCAGAAGUAUUGGCUACCUGUUCUUUGAGAAUGAUACUGAAAUGCACCUACUUUUCCACUAACACGUUUGUAUUGUGACUUAACAAGCUGUUUUCAUUCAAAUCUUAAUGAAGAUCAGAGUUACAAUAUUUAUGCAUUUGUAAAUACAACUAUACUUUGAAAGAAAUGUUAAAUUCUAAUGGCAGAAUAGAAGUGGCUGUAUUACACAACUUAAUGAUACUUCUGAUCAAAGUACAACUGUAAAUAGGUUUUUCUAGCUUGGUAGGUGGGAUGAUUUAUUUUUCUUUGAGGGAAAUGAGAACUUUUUAUUAUGCUAACUUUGAAGGAUGACUCUUUAAGAGGUGUUGCUUUUAGUCUGGAUGUGAUUUUUAUUUUUUACUGGUGUUACGUCCAUAAAUAUUCUGAUUUCUGUGACUUAAUUAGUUUUGGUGUUCUUGGCCUUUCAAACUAUGUGCCUCUGAGUCCUUGAAUUUAUAAAUUCAUAAUCCAAUAAACGUUGUAAAAAUGUC
Melozone crissalis (California towhee) is the source of this 2579-nucleotide messenger RNA. RefSeq names its product transmembrane 9 superfamily member 2 (gene TM9SF2). Lineage: Eukaryota; Metazoa; Chordata; Aves; Passeriformes; Passerellidae. Gene Ontology annotation, biological process: protein localization to membrane. The transcript has 17 exons. Gene Ontology annotation, cellular component: membrane. Bases 28 to 1980 code for a protein of 650 amino acids. The record is from RefSeq and is a predicted model, not a curated record.